AUGAUGUUGAGUGUUGUGUCGUUGUUCUUGAUGCAGAAAGAUGAUUAUGUAGCUGCGAGAGAAAGAAAAGGAGUUUUGCGUGCGUUCAAGAGUGAGGUGUCAAGGUGGAGAAACGGAUUGAAGCCAAGAAUUGAUUCACGGCUGAAGAUGGUGAUGAAGGUUUUUACAGAGAAAGAGAGUGAAGAGAGAGUUUGUGAUGUGUUUGUGGUGAUUCUCCAGAUUGUGAAGAAUGAGAGAGGGAAAGAAGAUGAAGAUGAAGAUGAUAGGAGAAGAGGGAAAGGAGAUGAAGCUUGUAGUGAUUCUCUAGAAAGAAUGAAGCAAUUACCAGAUUCAAAUGUGGUUUUCAAGCAUGGAAUUGGGUAUUAG
Messenger RNA from Vicia faba (fava bean), 366 nucleotides. The record is from the annotation of a GenBank genome assembly. NCBI's taxonomy places the organism in Eukaryota, Viridiplantae, Streptophyta, Magnoliopsida, Fabales, Fabaceae.